AUGGAAGAGGCCGAGAAGGUGAAGGUGGUUGUCCGAUGCCGUCCGAUAUCCACCACCGAGAAAAUCCAGGGUCACAAGGUGGCAGUGAAUUGUAGUGAUGAGGAGAAGGCGGUCACUAUCAAAAGUACAAAUCAGGAUGAUUCCCCACGAACCUUCUAUUUCGACGCAGUAUUCUCCCCCGGCACCGAUCAAAUGACAGUGUACAAUAUCGCGGCGAGACCUAUUGUGGAGAAUGUGCUGAAGGGAUAUAAUGGAACAAUAUUUGCGUAUGGACAAACGGGUACCGGCAAGACGUUCACCAUGGCCGGGGAGCUGGAGCCAAUGGAGAUGCGGGGAAUCAUUCCGAACUCGUUUGCACAUAUUUUCGAUCAUAUUUCGAAGAGUCAACAUGAUACACAAUUCCUGGUUCGUGUCUCCUAUCUGGAAAUCUACAAUGAAGAGAUUCGAGAUCUCCUUUCUAAAGAAUACAGUGGACAUCUGGAGAUCAAAGAACGACCGGACGUUGGUGUCUACGUGAGAAAUCUUUCUAAUAUCACUGUGGAGAACGCGUCGAAAAUGCAGGCGUUGAUGGAGUUUGGAAAUAAAAACCGAAAAGUCGGUGCCACCGCGAUGAACCUUGAAUCCUCCCGUUCCCAUGCAAUGUUCACAGUCACUAUUGAAUCUGACCGGAAUGGAUGUCUAACUCAGGGAAAACUGCAACUAGUCGAUCUGGCUGGAUCAGAAAGACAAAGUAAAACGGGUGCUCAGGGAGAGAGGCUGAAAGAGGCGGCGAAGAUAAACCUGUCGUUGUCUACACUUGGAAAUGUGAUCAGUUCUUUGGUCGAUGGGAAGUCCACACACGUUCCUUAUAGAAAUUCGAAAUUGACGAGGCUGCUGCAAGAUUCGUUGGGUGGAAACUCGAAAACCGUUAUGAUUGCCAACGUCGGCCCAGCCAGCUACAACUACGACGAGACACUGUCAACUCUUCGAUAUGCAAGUCGUGCCAAGAAAAUUGAGAACGUUGCGAAAAUCAAUGAGGAUCCAAAGGACGCUCAACUCCGGAAGUAUCAAUUGGAAGUGGAGGCGCUUAGGAAGUUGUUGGAUGAAGAGAAUCCUGGAGACGAUGAGAAUCAUGAAGAGGCGUGGGAAGCGAAGAUGAAGGAGAAGGAGGUGGAAGUGGAGAGGAAACGGAAGAUUCUGGAGGAACGGGUGAAUUCGGCGGUUGAUGAUGAGGAGACACAUCGUCUUGUAAGAGAGAUGAUGGAGAAUGAGGCGGAGUUGAAGAAGGCGAGAAGUGAACAUGAGAAGUUGAGAAGCAAACUUGAAAAAAUCGAGAAAAAGCUAAUUGUUGGCGGUGAGAAUCUUCUGGAAAAAGUAGAAGAGCAAGCGAAACUCCUUGAAAUCAAUAACAAAGAGAUCGAGCAGUCGAAGAGUCAAGAAGCACACCUUCGGAAUCAAUUAGAAGAGAGAAGUGCGGUGAAAGUGGAGAUAGAAGAGAGAUACUCAUCACUUCAAGAGGAAUCAUUCGCAAAAUCAAAGAAGAUCAAGAAAGUGAGCAAUGAGUUGAAGGAUGCGAGGGCUGAGUUGAAGGAUUUGGAAGAGGAUCAUCAGAGACAGAUGGAGGGAAUGUUGGAGGAUUGUAGGCAGUUGAAAAAGGAACUAAUGCUAAACCUUGCCAUAAUCAAUCAAUACAUCCCAGUGGAACACGUGGAAAUGAUCGAGAAAUACGUCAGUUGGAGUGAGGAACACGGCGAUUGGCAAUUGAAAGCAAUCGCCUACACUGGAAAUAACAUGAGACAGACAGCGGCGCCGGUUAAGCAGGAGUUCUCGAACAAUAAUCAAACCGCCCCAAUGUACUACUCAUAUCGUGCGGAUCUUGGAGCAUCCACUGCGGAGCACAGGCCGAGGACGAGUAGUACGAAGAGGAUGAAACAGAAUAUUCAGUUGCAGCGACUGCUGAUGUAG
This is a messenger RNA of Caenorhabditis remanei, 1944 nucleotides long. RefSeq lists its product as uncharacterized. Gene Ontology annotation, molecular function: microtubule binding; ATP binding; microtubule motor activity. Lineage: Eukaryota; Metazoa; Nematoda; Chromadorea; Rhabditida; Rhabditidae. Gene Ontology annotation, biological process: microtubule-based movement. The transcript is spliced from 10 exons. The coding region runs from base 1 to 1944 and encodes 647 amino acids. The record is from RefSeq and is a predicted model, not a curated record.